GAAGAGCAAAAGAGCGAAUGAGAAAACCGCGCAGCAGGGUGAGUUAGCUUUCUACCUAACUGACUGUAGGAGAGAGACGAGGUGAGGUUGUUCUUCGUCCUGUGCGCGUUUGUGGACCUUUCCUGCACUUUUAUGCGAAAAGACAACGAAAUUAAUCGUCCUGUCGGGGUUUGUGGUGUUCUUCUUCAGAAUAUCCUGCUUUUACAUGUUAACAGAGCGCUGAAGAUAGAGGGUGUUGAAGAUGGCAGUAUGGAUCCAGGCCCAGCAGCUCCAGGGGGACGCUCUCCAUCAGAUGCAGUCCCUCUAUGGCCAGCACUUCCCCAUCGAGGUGCGCCACUACCUGUCCCAGUGGAUUGAAGGCCAAAUGUGGGACUCCAUUGACCUGGAGAACCCGCAGGAGGAGUUCAAGGCGAAGCGUCUGCUAGACAGCCUGAUUCAGGAGCUGCAGAAGAAGGCGGAGCACCAGGUGGGCGAGGACGGCUUCCUGCUCAAGAUCAAGCUCGGUCACUACGCCAGUCAGCUGAAGAGUACCUACGACCGCUGCCCGCUGGAACUAGUGCGAUGCAUCAAGCACAUUCUCUACACCGAGCAGAGGCUGGUACAGGAGGCCACCAACUCGAGUUCACCGGUGGGCGGGAUGAUGGACAGCAUGUCCCAGAAGUACCAGCAGAUCAACCAGGCGUUCGAGGAGCUGCGGGUCCUGACGCAGGACACGGAGAACGACCUGCGCAAGCUGCAGCACAAUCAGGAGUACUUCAUCAUCCAGUACCAGGAGAGCCUGCGCAUCCAGGCUCAGCUGUCCAGCCUGGCCACCCUGCCCCCAGCCGACCGGCUGCUAAGAGAGCCCAGCCUACAGAGUAAGAGGGCCACUGUGGAGGCCUGGCUCACCCGGGAGGCCAACACACUACAGAAGUACAGACUGGACCUAGCGGAGAAGCAUCAGAACACCCUGCAGUUGCUGCGGAAACAGCAGACCGUCAUCCUGGACGAUGAGCUGAUCCAGUGGAAGAGGCGGCAGCAGCUUGCUGGAAACGGAGGGCCGCCCGAGGGGGGCCUGGAUGUCCUGCAGUCAUGGUGUGAGAAGCUGGCGGAGAUGAUCUGGCAGAACCGGCAGCAGAUCCGGCGGGCCGAGCACCUGAGACAGCAGCUGCCCAUUCCGGGGCCCAUUGAGGAGCUGCUGACCGAGCUCAACAGCACCAUCACAGACAUCAUCUCUGCACUGGUCACCAGCACCUUCAUCAUCGAGAAGCAGCCACCGCAGGUCCUGAAGACGCAGACCAAAUUUGCAGCCACGGUGCGGCUGCUUGUAGGGGGAAAGCUCACAGUGCACAUGAACCCCCCUCAGGUCAAGGCCACCAUCAUCAGUGAGCAGCAGGCAAAGGCCCUGCUGAAGAAUGAGAACACCAGGAAUGAUAGCAGCGGAGAGAUCCUCAAUAACAACUGUGUGAUGGAGUACCAUCAGACGACCGGGACGCUCAGCGCCCAUUUCAGGAACAUGUCUCUGAAACGCAUCAAGCGCUCGGACAGGCGUGGGGCCGAAUCGGUUACAGAGGAGAAAUUCACCAUUCUGUUUGAGUCGCAGUUCAGCGUGGGUGGCAAUGAGCUAGUAUUUCAAGUCAAGACAUUAUCGCUUCCUGUGGUGGUGAUUGUUCACGGUAGUCAAGACAACAAUGCCACAGCAACGGUGCUUUGGGAUAAUGCUUUUGCUGAGCCGGGUCGGGUGCCCUUCAUCGUGCCUGACAAGGUGAUGUGGCCACAGCUGUGCGAGGCCCUCAACAUGAAGUACAAGGCUGAAGUGCAGAGCAACCGGGGGCUCUCUGAGGAAAACUUGGUCUUUCUGGCCCAGAAGGCCUUCACCAGCUCUAGCAUCAACCCUGAGGACUAUCGCAACCUGACCAUGUCUUGGUCGCAAUUCAACAGGGAAAGUCUGCCAGGCCGGAACUUCACCUUUUGGCAGUGGUUUGAUGGAGUCAUGGAGCUCACGAAAAAGCACCUUAAGCCGCACUGGAACGAUGGUGCCAUCCUCGGCUUUGUCAACAAACAGCAGGCCCAGGAAAUGCUGAUGUCUAAACCCAACGGGACGUUUCUGCUGCGCUUCAGUGACUCAGAGAUUGGGGGCAUCACCAUCGCCUGGGUGGCUGACAACCCCAGUAAAGCAGGAGAAAGAAUGGUGUGGAACCUCAUGCCUUUCACAACCAAAGACUUCUCUAUACGCUCCCUGUCUGACCGCAUCAGCGACCUCAACCACCUGCUGUUCCUCUACCCCGAUCGGCCAAAGGACGAGGUCUUCUCCAAAUACUACACGCCUCCCCUGUCGAAAGCAGUGGACGGCUACGUCAAACCCCAGAUCAAGCAAGUCGUACCUGAGUUUGCUACAGCCAGUCCAGACCCGAUUGGUGGGAACCCCACGUACAUGGAUCAAGCUUCUCCGGCUGUCAGUCACCCUCAUAACUACGGCAUGUACCCAGCCAUGAGUGACUCGAUGCUGGAUGCAGACGGUGAGUUUGACCUCGAUGACACCAUGGAUGUAGCGAGGCAUGUGGAGGAGCUUCUGCGGCGGCCGAUGGAGACCCAGUGGAGCGGCCAGCAGUCGUGACCGCUGACCCCGUCAAAAGAAAGCACCCU
This is a messenger RNA of Megalops cyprinoides (Indo-Pacific tarpon), 2625 nucleotides long. RefSeq names its product signal transducer and activator of transcription 5B-like. Gene Ontology annotation, biological process: cytokine-mediated signaling pathway; regulation of transcription by RNA polymerase II; response to peptide hormone. Gene Ontology annotation, molecular function: DNA-binding transcription factor activity, RNA polymerase II-specific; RNA polymerase II cis-regulatory region sequence-specific DNA binding. The transcript has 20 exons. The record is from RefSeq and is a predicted model, not a curated record. NCBI's taxonomy places the organism in Eukaryota, Metazoa, Chordata, Actinopteri, Elopiformes, Megalopidae. Bases 242 to 2596 code for a protein of 784 amino acids.